AUGGGUGAUAAUCUCGAGCCACAGCAGCUGGUAGAACGUCUGGGCGAACUGCUGACGAUGUGGGCGAAAGAAGGAGGCUCUUCUGAGCUGGCGGGGCAACUUCUAAAGGUGUACUGGAGGUUCAUGCGGGCAGUCCAUCAUGACCUUGUACUGAGGGAGCCUCAGGGCGCUGCCUUGGCGACCGCGGCCUGCAUCCCUGUGUGGGAGAUGCUACAUUUUUAUGGUGGUUCUUUUGGCGGUGCCCGUGGGGCAAGUAGGGCGUUUGUAUUGAGUCUUCUAACGGCUCUGUACCCGAAAACGAAGGAUCGGCGUUGCCUCUACCAGCACUCGGGCUGCGUUGGUGGUUUGGGGUUUCCGCGCGUUCCGCUUACCAACCGUCUUCCCAUGUGGGCGGAGGUGAUUAGGUGUCCAACCAACGGAAGUUGUGCGCCUGGCGCUUACGGUGAGGUUGUGGGGUAUGUUCAAAACACCGUGUCAGCAGAAGAGUGCAUUCUUGGUGGCUCUUCCCUUAAUGGUUUGAAGGCGAAAAUAAAGGUAUUAAUGGAAGACGUGUUGCCGCAUUGUCGCUUUGUGACGGGGGACGCUGAGGCGACGUCUGUUACUGCAGCGCAUCCAAGCGCGAUUGUGAUCUCAAUGGCUGGCGAUCCCUCUGCCUCGAUGCAGUCGCAGGAGGUUUUUAAACAAGCCGUUUGGAAAUAUUUGGUUUUUCUGCACGUUUACCUUCCUGAAGAACGGAGGGCGCUGGGUAAUUAUCUAACCACCUCAGCGUGGUCGCAGCAGAGUGUGCGUCUCGCGGACGAUUCAGUGGUAACAUACGCUGCCAUUAUGGCCCCCAUUGUACAUGAGGCCGCGGUGUGUGUCUCGCUCAUGCCCUCUUUUGCGACUGACGCCUCGGAUAACGCCCCACUUUUCCACCCACGCGUGCUGGAGAUGUUGCUACCGAAGGCAGCGGCAAACCAGGACUUUACACCGUGUCUGGAUGACUUGUCAAAGGCUUUUGUUCCCGAUAAAAUCCGGAAAAGAGAUGUUAGCGUUGCCCAUGCCACGGUGGUUGCUGUGCGGGAGCUGCUUGAGGAGUCCAUUCCACAGGAAAUCACACUUUUCGGUGAAAGUACGUCGUGUCGCGAUUGUGACAAACUAACGCAGUUUUGUCGAGAUGUUCUACUCUCACCCAUCACACAACAUACCGCUGCCGGUGGAGUUACUGGUCUUUCUCCCCGUGCCAUGAGGUCUAUGCUGUUUAGCAGAAAGCGGAGACGCGACGAUGGGUUUUACGAGGGACCCGUGUUUUUGCCAAUCGCUUCCAGUUUGUCAGAAAUGCUUGACGAGAAGGCCGCAAAUCAAUCACUCUCUGCGCUGGAGCGCAUUGUAACAGCUUCUGCCUCACUGUGA
Messenger RNA from Trypanosoma rangeli, 1392 nucleotides. RefSeq names its product putative 3-methylcrotonyl-CoA carboxylase. Lineage: Eukaryota; Euglenozoa; Kinetoplastea; Trypanosomatida; Trypanosomatidae. The transcript has a single exon. The record is from RefSeq and is a predicted model, not a curated record. The coding region runs from base 1 to 1392 and encodes 463 amino acids.